Messenger RNA from Hemicordylus capensis (graceful crag lizard), 2811 nucleotides. It is a transcript of the gene PKM, whose product is annotated as pyruvate kinase M1/2. The transcript has 11 exons. Gene Ontology annotation, molecular function: magnesium ion binding; pyruvate kinase activity; potassium ion binding. Bases 178 to 1773 code for a protein of 531 amino acids. Gene Ontology annotation, biological process: cellular response to insulin stimulus; glycolytic process. Lineage: Eukaryota; Metazoa; Chordata; Lepidosauria; Squamata; Cordylidae. Gene Ontology annotation, cellular component: cytoplasm. The record is from RefSeq and is a predicted model, not a curated record.
GGGGGCGGGCGCGGCGGCAGGGGAGCGUGGCGGAAGAAUCUGCGAGGCUGCGCUGUGUGACGCGGCCCGCUGGCCACCUUGACUCGGUGCCGGCGGAGGAGCCGCUCAGAGAGGUGGAGACUCUCCGAGAGGACUGACGUUGUGUGGGAGCCGGGCAGAUAACAAAUCUCAGCAGCCAUGUCUAAGCAACACGGUGAUGCAGGAACUGCUUUCAUCCAGACUCAGCAGUUGCAUGCUGCCAUGGCAGACACAUUCCUGGAACACAUGUGCCGUCUGGACAUUGACUCUGAACCAAUCACUGCAAGAAACACUGGCAUUAUCUGCACAAUUGGCCCGGCUUCCCGGACAGUGGAAAUACUGAAAGAAAUGAUUAAAUCUGGCAUGAAUGUUGCCCGUCUCAACUUCUCUCAUGGAACACAUGAGUAUCACGAAGGAACAAUCAAGAAUGUACGAGAAGCUACUGAGAGCUUUGCUUCUGAUCCUAUUACCUACAGACCUGUUGCUGUUGCACUGGAUACCAAGGGACCUGAAAUUCGAACUGGACUCAUCAAAGGUAGUGGCACAGCAGAAGUAGAGCUUAAGAAGGGUGCCGCUCUUAAAGUGACUCUGGACAAUGCCUUUAUGGAGAAAUGCGAUGAAAAUGUACUGUGGGUGGACUACAAGAAUCUCAUCAAAGUUGUAGAUAUUGGCAGCAAAAUUUAUGUGGAUGAUGGCCUUAUUUCACUUCAGGUUAAGGAAAAAGGUGCGGACUAUGUAAUCACUGAAGUUGAAAAUGGUGGGAUGCUAGGAAGCAAAAAAGGUGUAAAUCUCCCAGGUGCUGCAGUCGACCUUCCUGCUGUUUCUGAGAAGGACAUCCAGGAUCUAAAAUUUGGUGUAGAACAGAAUGUAGACAUGGUAUUUGCCUCCUUCAUCCGCAAGGCAGCUGAUGUUCAUGCUGUCAGGAAUGUGCUCGGAGAAAAGGGAAAGAACAUCAAGAUAAUUAGCAAGAUUGAAAACCAUGAGGGAGUACGCAGGUUUGAUGAAAUCAUGGAGGCUAGUGACGGUAUCAUGGUAGCUCGUGGCGAUCUUGGUAUCGAGAUUCCUGCUGAAAAAGUCUUCCUUGCCCAGAAAAUGAUGAUUGGUCGUUGCAACAGGGCUGGCAAGCCAAUCAUCUGUGCCACUCAGAUGUUGGAGAGCAUGAUUAAGAAACCACGUCCAACACGUGCAGAGGGGAGUGAUGUAGCCAAUGCUGUCCUGGAUGGAGCAGACUGCAUCAUGCUCUCUGGAGAGACUGCUAAAGGAGACUACCCUCUAGAGGCUGUCCGCAUGCAGCACCUUAUUGCUCGUGAGGCUGAGGCCGCAAUCUUUCACCGUCAGCUGUCUGAAGAACUUUUACGCAUCACUGCUAACAUCAGGGACCCUGCUGAUGCCAUGGCUGUAGGCGCUGUGGAGGCUUCUUUUAAGUGCUUAGCUGCAGCUGUGAUAGUUUUGACAGAGUCUGGCAGGUCUGCUCACCUGGUGUCAAGGUACCGCCCACGUGCUCCCAUCAUCGCUGUGACCCGCAAUGAUCAGACAGCACGCCAGGCCCAUCUCUACCGUGGCAUUUUCCCUGUUCUGUGUAAAGAGCCUACCCACGAUGCCUGGGCAGAAGAUGUUGACCUCAGAGUUAACCUAGGCAUAAAUGUUGGCAAAGCUCGUGGAUUCUUCAAGACUGGUGAUCUGAUCAUCGUGCUGACAGGAUGGCGCCCUGGCUCUGGCUUCACCAACACCAUGCGUGUGCUGCCAGUACCAUAGACAUCAAGCCUAGCAACCUUCUCCCUCUCCUCCUGUCUCACCACCUUCCUCCUGCAUUAGACCAGCAACUGCUUGCAAUAUUGUCCUUGUUUGUAGAGUGGAUAGAGGCUGCCAAAAACCACCAAGCGCAGUAAUUGAGGGGAAGAGAAACGAAGUCUAGAAAUACUUGAAAUAGUUCUGAUAAAGCAGAGCCUUUCCCUAUCUUCCCUUCCCGAGACUACCCUGCCUUACGUGUUGGGAGCCACUCUUGAGUGUCUAGCCUGACAAGUUGGGCUGUCUUCUGUAACUUUUUAGGAUGCAGAGAAGUGGGGCAGUCCGGGGUAGUCCAGGUCAGCCAGUCAGUCUGGCAAGACACUCUUGCAGUGGCUUGAUGUCAUACCUGCCCUCCCCACCCCCCUUUACUCCCCCAAAGGCUCCUUUCUGUAGGUCUGUACUGUCGGGUCUCCACUGAAACGCUCCAGUUAGGAGCAAUACUAGGCCAUAGCUGUCUAGCUCUUGCAGCAUCUCUGUAGUCUUGCUGUGUCCCUGUGGGUACACUGGGGUUCUUGGUUACACAAUAAACCAAAUUGUACCACACAGAUAACUGAUACCCAAAUCUACACUCCAAUAGGUGGUGAUAGAAGGCAUCACAUGCUUACCCUUUUAAGAUCUGGAAAACCGGUUUUUAAAGCUGCUGCUGUACUUUUCACAGAAGUGCUGGAAUAGGGGAUUGAACCUGAGUAUCUGCCGGGUGCUUUUGUACCAGGAGUUAACUCCAGGCACAGAUUGCAUUAAGUUGGAUAUGUUGGAAAGAAAGCAGGCAGAUCGCAUGUAUGGUACUCGAAGGGCUGAGCAGUGCAGCCAAAAUUGUUCCACGCAAUGCACUCCCAUAACUUGAGCUGCUUGUGCACCUGUUGCAGUGUUGUGUUUUGUGUUGAAGUUGAGUCAUGUUUCCUGAGAGCACUAUCCUCUGUACAUCUGGAUAAGUUACCUACUGUAACAGGUAUCAGGUUGUAGAGUACAACUUUGUACAUCAAUAAAGCAGAGCUCACACACCUA